This is a messenger RNA of Loa loa (African eye worm), 474 nucleotides long. RefSeq lists its product as hypothetical. The annotation marks the transcript as partial. The record is from RefSeq and is a predicted model, not a curated record. The transcript has a single exon. NCBI's taxonomy places the organism in Eukaryota, Metazoa, Nematoda, Chromadorea, Rhabditida, Onchocercidae.
UUUUUGACGAUUUUUAAUUUCCUCUAUGCCAUCAUGAUUCUCAUAAAUCUUUCAGUUUUCUCUUUCACGCUUAUUAGAAGCAUUUCUUUUAUUACUUCGCUGAUAAUAUACCUGGCAAUGAAUUGUGUCAUUUUAAAAUUUUUUAAAAAAUGGAUGAAAAAUCCUCUUUCAUAUUUACUUAUUUACUUAUUUACUCAUUUAUUUAUUUGUUUAUAUGCUUCCCUUAUUUACUCAUUUAUUUAUUUGUUUAUAUGCUUCCCUUAUUUACUCAUUUAUUUAUUUGUUUAUUUAUUUAUAUGCUUUCCUUAUUUGCUCAUUUAUUUAUUUGUUUAUUUAGUUAUAUCCUUCCUUUAUUUACUCAUUUAUUUAUUUGUUUAUUUGUUUAUAUGCUUCCCUUAUUUACUUAUUGUAUGCCAUCAUUUUUUGUUUUUUUUUCUCAAGCGAAAUGAUUUGUUUUAUCUCAAUGAUAAACAA